UCUUGGAUGUCAUCACAAAAAUAAAGUAGAGGGGCAGAAAACAUAAAUUGAAUCACCAGUCAUCGAAACAUUUAAUACGUUAGUUAUUAUUUAAACGGUCAACAGCUAAAUAAUAUAAUUGUUUUCUUUACUGGUCAUCUGUAAUUAAGACCAGAAUGUUAAAAAAACUGUUAAUAAUCUUCUGCGCAAUCGUUUACGGAUCAGCAGCACCUCGCUGCAUAGAUUUGUGCACCCCAUCGCUAAAUGCCCACACAUCAGAAUCACUGACAGCAUUCGGAACUCACAGUUCUUUAGCCCAGCAGCAGAGUACUCUGCGUGAGCUUCAUCAAUCAUUAACAGAUCAGCUUCAGUCUUCGCGACUUAACGUCAACUUCGACCAUCCUGGAAACUGGACUGAUCACAAAGAUUACCGAACCCCCGACGGAGCUGGACAAGUUCACGAGGAAGCUGGCCAGCUGGUAAACGGUGGUGCUCAAGUUCGUUACUACAAAAAAAACUACGCUGCUACUUACGGCACCGGGUCCAACAAUUUAGGACUCGGCCACAAUUUAAACAGCGAGAGUUUACUGCAAGAUGAUCUGUUACACUCUCGUAAUCUUGGACUUCAGUCUGUUCAUAAUUACGGACACGAUCAAAGUCGUUUAGACUCUUCAAGAUUUCAAGAAUCUACCAACACCCAGUUGUACAAUGAUCGUGUCAAUGGUGCAAGUAAUGACAACUGGAGCAGAUUUAAUACCUACGGUGUCGAUGGCGGUCGUGGUAAAGUAUCCGAAGAAGAGGGCCAGUACACUCAAGGACCUGCUAAAGUCCGGUAUUACAAGAAAAAUUACACAUCUAGUUACACUUCCAGUGGAACACCAUUGGUCGUUCCAAUAAUUACUGACGUAACAAAUCUUGAAUCUCAAGCUCAACGACUUGAAUCGCAGUUGAAUCAACUCAGCAGAGACUCUCAACAUUCUCAAAGUAUUCACAGUGAUAAUUCAGCCCGACAGACUGAAUACGGGCAAGUUUACACUCAAAAUAAUUAUCCCCAGCAUUACGACCGUCCACUAUCAACAGAGCAGAGGUACCAGCAUACUUCUCAACAACAACAGACUGUUAAAACCGGAGGCAGUGGCUACAUUCCCGUACAACCUGUAACACACUUUAAUUAUGUAAUACCAGACACUGAGCUUGAGAAUGUUCAGACAAGUCAACAUACCAAUCAGCAGGCAGUCCAGACACAGCAGACACAUCGAGCUGAGAUUGAUGAGACGCAUCAUAAUCAGCAAGUAGGAGAUAUCGUUCGAGUUCCUCUGCACCGCAAUGAUUACGGCAGCAAUGUAAAUACUUACAUAGAAGAUUCUAGAAGGCAAGAAACAUUAACUGCAGAACAAGCUCUGCGCAACCAGCUAAGGGACAAUAUUCAGUAUGCAGCUGUUCAAGAUAUUCCAACGCAUUCAGGAAGACGAGUUGAAGAGCACUGGGAGUCUAAUUCUAGACACAGAGUCGAGUCGACUAUCCCGCAUCACGUUGAAACUGUCCCAAUUGGAGGCGACCUAACUCAUCAGAGAAUAAGCCAAGGAUUAGGUUAUUCAAACCAGGCUCGUCAUGUGUCAGGUGGAUCUUCGUCUUCGUAUCAACACCAUGAGCAGUUUGGAAGCAGUGGAAGCUAUCGAGUUGGAGGUAUUGAUCUGGGACAUCAAGCUGCUGAUUGUGAUACUCUUGGUGGACAGCUUGGUCAGUACACAAAGAGACAUAAGAGAGACAUUGAAUUUGGACAGCAGAGAGAAAAUAUUGGGGGCUAUCCAUAUUCGGGGUAUGGACGAAGUCAUGAAGGACAUCCUCAUCAAGAUAACGAUCGUCAUAGACAUCAUGGUGAUGGUUUUGAACAAAACAGUGGAAUAGAUAAUCAUUAUCAGAAUCAGGAACGUUCUUAUCAGGACCAUAGACAUCAUGGUCAAAAUUUUGGUCAGCAUAGUCAAGAUUAUGGUCAGCAUGGUCAAGAUUAUGGUCAGUAUAAUCAGGAAAGAGGAAAUGGACAUUCAGGGUAUGGACAGAGUUAUGAGCAACAGUCUCAUCGAGAUGAUAAUCGUCACAAACAUUAUGGUCAGGAUUACACUCAGAGGUAUCGCAGAGAUGAGUAUCAUCGUCAAGAUCAUGAUCACAAGAGCCACGAAGGACACCCACAUCAGGAUGAUGACCGCCAUAGACACUUGAGCCGUGAUAAUGACUUUGAUAAAAAUGGAGGUCAUAGCCAUGACCACCAAAGUCAUGAAGGAAACUCUCAUCAAGAUAAUGAUCGUCACAGACACUCUGAAGGAGAACAUCGUUAUAAGCGAGAAAGUCAGCGCUAUGAAGAUUUUGACCAGCAAACCAAUGCUGGAUUUGGGGAUUUAAGCCAACAGACGACAGGAGAGUUUGAUUUUGGACAGAAUACGGAAAAAUUGACGCUUGAAAAGCAGAAUAUCGAAAAUUUGAAUCAAGAGGCUCAAGGAGUUGAUUUUUGGCAUAAACAGCCGAAGAAUUUAGAGUUUGGUCAACAAACAGAGGAUUUAUCUCAACAUAGUUUUGAUUUUGGUCAGCAAACAGAGGAUUUAUCUCAGCAGACGCAUAAAUUUGAUGAUUUGAGCCACCAUCAAUCGAGUGGUCAUGAGUUUGAUCGUCAUCAUAAAUUGGAAACUGGUAAUUUAGAAUUUGGUCAACAAACAGAGGAUUUAUCUCAACAAACGCAUAACUUUGAUUUUGGUCAGCAAACAGAAGAUUUAUCUCAGCAGACGCAUAAAUUUGAUGAUUUGAGCCACCAUCAAUCAUCAAGUGGUCAUGAGCUUGAUCGUCGUUAUCAUAAGUUGGAAACUGGAAAUUUGGAAUUUGAACAACAAACAAAGGAUUUAUCUCAGCAGACGCAUAAAUUUGAUGAUUUGAGCGACCAUCAAUCAAGUGGUCAUGAGCUUGAUCGUCGUUAUCAUAAGUUGGAAACUGGAAAUUUGGAAUUUGAUCAACAAACAGAGGAUUUAUCUCAACAGACGCAUAACUUUGAUUUUGGUCAGCAAACAGAGGAUUUAUCUCAGCAGACGCAUAAAUUUGAUGAUUUGAGCAGCCAUCAAUCAAGUGGUCAUGAGUUUGAUCGUCGUCAUCAUAAAUUGGAAACUGGAAAUUUGGAAUUUGGUCAACAAACAGAGGAUUUAUCUCAACAAACGCAUAACUUUGAUUUUGGUCAGCAAACAGAAGAUUUAUCUCAGCAGACGCAUAAAUUUGAUGAUUUGAGCCACCAUCAAUCAUCAAGUGGUCAUGAGCUUGAUCGUCGUUAUCAUAAGUUGGAAACUGGAAAUUCGGAAUUUGGACAACAAACAAAGGAUUUAUCUCAGCAGACGCAUAAAUUUGAUGAUUUGAGCGACCAUCAAUCAAGUGGUCAUGAGCUUGAUAGUCGUUAUCAUAAGUUGGAAACUGGAAAUUUGGAAUUUGAUCAACAAACAGAGGAUUUAUCUCAACAGACGCAUAACUUUGAUUUUGGUCAGCAAACAGAGGAUUUGUCUCAGCAGACGCAUAAAUUUGAUGAUUUGAGCAGCCAUCAAUCAAGUGGUCAUGAGUUUGAUCGUCGUCAUCAUAAAUUGGAAACUGGAAAUUUGGAAUUUGGUCAACAAACAGAGGAUUUAUCUCAACAGACGCAUAACUUUGAUUUUGGUCAGCAAACAGAGGAUUUGUCUCAGCAGACACAUAAAUUAGAUGAUUUGAGCCACCAUGAAUCGAGUAGUCAUGAGUUUGAUCGUCGUCAUCAUAAGUUAGGAACGGGAAACUUAGAGUUUGGGCAACAAACAGAAGAUUUGUCACAACAAUCUCAUAAAUUCGAUGAUUUUCAUCUUCCCCUUCGUCCAGUAGGAAGCCAUGAAUUUGGUCAGCAUCAUCAUGAAUUAGAGACUGGAAAUUUGGAAUUUGGUCAAAAAACUGAGGAUCUGUCUCAGCAGACACAUAACCUUGAUGAUUUUAGCCACCACAAAUUCAGUAUUCAUGAAUUUGACCGUCAUCAUCAUAAAUUAGAAACUGGAAACUUAGAGUUUGGUCAACAAACAGAAGAUUUAUCUCAACAGACGCAUAAUUUUGAAUUUGGUCAUCAAACAGAGGAUUUGUCUCAGCAGACGCAUAAACUUGACGAUUUUAACCACCAUCAAUCCGGUACUCAUGAAUUUGGUCGCCAUCAUAAAUUAGAAACUGGAAAUUUAGAGUUUGGUCAACAAACAGAGGAUUUAUCUCAACAGACGCACAAACUUGAUGACUUCAGCCAACACCAUUCAGAAAAUCAUGAGUUUGCUCAACAUCAUAAUCAGUUACACACAGGUAACUUAGAAUUUGGCCAACAAACUGAAGAUUUAUCGCAACAAACUCAUAAAAUUGGUGAGUUCAGUCAGCAUCAAUCCGGAAAUCACAAACUUGGUCAAUACGACAAUCAAUUACAAACUGGAAACUUAGAAUUUGGUCAAUCGAAUUCAGAGUUUGGUCAACAAACUGGCUUCAACCCAUCAACAAAUUAUCCUCUAGAAUUCAAACCAGCACCUAAGCCAACUCCACGACCUCUAAGAAUCGGUAAUCAACGAGGCGAUAUUGAACCAGAGUUAGUAGGUUCAGAAGCUCCGGUAAGUUCAGUGAAACCUGUAAUUUCAGUAAGACCAGUCAAAGGAGGCCGAGCUUAUACUCCUCGAGUACGACCAGCUCAAUACCAAAGUGACAUCCCAUCUACUGGUGUCUUGAGUCUCGAGGAACAGUCGCUAGCUCAAGAAUCAGGUAACUCUUGGCAUCAGUCUCAUCAUCCAGGUGACUUGACAAAUGACAAUCAAGAACAGCUAUCUCAAGUUGACUCAGUUACCUUACAGUCAAGAAUUUUGCAAGUUUAUGGUGGUAAAGGUCCCUACGAAGCUGGUAUUCAGGGAGACUACUCUGGUGUCAAGCCCAAUCCUUCGGCAACUCUAGAACCUCAGUACUACGGCAACGAACCCUGGGAAAUCCGUGAAGUUGCUUCUGAAAAAUUUUCAGCUCGUAGUUCAGCACCUCUUGACACAGUACCUGAAUUAACAACUCCACUACCCGAAACUACACCAUCUCCUGGAUUUUGGAAGAAAUUAGGUAACAAAAUCACUACCUCCUAUGAGAAGGCUAAAGACAAACUAUCUAAUACCUUCGGUUAAUGUUUUCAUUAAUUUAUUAAUAUAUAUAUAUUAUCUAUUUCUUAUAUAUUAAGUUAGAACUGGCUAAGUAACACUCUUCAGUUCAUUAGAUUCGUUUUAAUGAACGUUUAGUAUUAUAGGUAAUUAAAAAUAAAUUAAUUAAUUAUAGUAUAAAAAUGAAAUUAAUGUUCACGUAGCAGACAUAUAACAAAAAUUUAGAAAAUCAGCUGCUUACAAAUUUCGCAUUUAUAAAAUAACAAUUAAAUAAAUGUAUGAUUUUAUAAAUAACAUACUUGAUAAUU
Molecule: messenger RNA, 5440 nt
Organism: Cotesia glomerata
Lineage: Eukaryota; Metazoa; Arthropoda; Insecta; Hymenoptera; Braconidae
Product: filaggrin-2-like
Exons: 2
Coding region: 156-5159 (1667 amino acids)
Source: RefSeq, a predicted model, not a curated record